This is a messenger RNA of Aspergillus homomorphus CBS 101889, 613 nucleotides long. RefSeq lists its product as uncharacterized. The transcript has a single exon. Bases 79 to 519 code for a protein of 146 amino acids. NCBI's taxonomy places the organism in Eukaryota, Fungi, Ascomycota, Eurotiomycetes, Eurotiales, Aspergillaceae. The record is from RefSeq and is a predicted model, not a curated record.
GUUUAUCACCACUCCGACCUUGUCAAGCUAGCUAUCGUCCACCUAAUAUGGUAUACCGUAGACGAGUAAAACGAGUCAAUGUGUAGCACUUCCUCUGUAGCAGAGCAAGUGAGGGAGAGAGGCAUCAUAUUUCAUGCCGCCUCGACAGAUAGGGUACUGUAUGUAGGUAUGUAUCACCACAACCCAACCCGAUUAAUCCAUCCUUUUCUUUCCCCCCCUUCUCGCCCGCACGCACCCAACGAGUACCGUACACCAGCCCAUCCAUCCAUCCAUCCAUCCAUCCAUCCAUCCAUCCAUCCAUCCACAACUUCCAUUCCCCCGUCCCUAACCUCCCAACCCGAACACUCACCUACCAAACAAACCACAAGGAACCGAUUUCCCCCUCCCCCGUCCGCGUACCCGAGUACCAGGGUAAGAGCUCGCUCACUCGCUCGCAACGCAACGCAGGGUCCCACCACGGGACCGGCAAUCACGCCCGGUUCCCUUUUUCCCUCUUGGUUUACAUUCUUCGUUGGGUAAGUUACAUCUCAAUUCAAUUAGAGAAGAGGAGGAGGGGGGGGGGAACGAAACAGAGAAUACGAAGGGUCCGAGCUCGAGCGAGCGUACGACUAGA